CAAGGCCGGCUCAGCCUCACAGAGCACGCGCGCCCAAGCGGCACUCUGAUUGGAGAGUCUGAGCAUCCCGCCACACUCGGAUUGGCCGAUCCGCCCGUGCUGACCCAGCUCUCGCUGUUAGGCUGUGGCGCUGCGGCGGGGACUUGUCGCGCAGUCCGCGGGGCGCUGCAGGACCUGCUGGAUUGCUUGUAUUACUUCCAGUACCAGUGCUCCUGCUUCCGCCCUUACCUCCACUUCAAGGCCUCGAUCAUGUUCUUCAGGGCCCAGGUGAGGAGAGCUCUGCAGCGAAUGCCCGGGAAGCAGCGAUUUGGCAUCUACAGGUUCCUGCCCUUCUUUUUCGUCCUGGGAGGAAUGAUGGAGUGGAUUAUGAUUAAAGUGCGCGUGGGCCAGGAGACCUUCUAUGAUGUCUACCGUAGAAAAGCUUCAGAAAGACAGUAUCAGAGAAGGCUGGAAGAUACAUCAGAGACCAAUCUUCAAAAGUUAAUAAAGUAAAUAUGAAUUCUCA
Acomys russatus (golden spiny mouse) is the source of this 505-nucleotide messenger RNA. Its product is annotated as small integral membrane protein 4. NCBI's taxonomy places the organism in Eukaryota, Metazoa, Chordata, Mammalia, Rodentia, Muridae. Bases 250 to 492 code for a protein of 80 amino acids. The record is from RefSeq and is a predicted model, not a curated record. The transcript has 2 exons.